Molecule: messenger RNA, 9149 nt
Organism: Kogia breviceps (pygmy sperm whale)
Lineage: Eukaryota; Metazoa; Chordata; Mammalia; Artiodactyla; Physeteridae
Source: RefSeq, a predicted model, not a curated record
GAACACUGCCGCCGCGUCUGGGCCUAAGGCGCGGCCGGAACCCAAGCGACUCCCAAGGUUUUCGGCCAGGCGAGCGUUGGCCCGGGCUUGGGAGCGAACGAAGCGCGCCUCUCCCUGCGCUCGGCCGCGCAUGGCGGGCCGGAGGCUGGACGCCCAGACGCGACCUCAGGCUGAGGGGCGGGGCGAGCCGAGCGCCCGGCCCUCCCCAGAGCACGCGAGCUCCGUUCCGCGCAGGGUGGCGCCCGCUGGAGUUGACGUUAGCCAUGGAAACGGGGAGCGGGUCGAGACGCCACCGCGGUAAGCUGGUUGCCCCGGCCGCCACAUCUCUUCUGCCUCCGCGUUCGGGCCGCAGGCAGCCUCCCGGCGGGAGGGCCCUAUACGGGUUUACCUGCAAAAACGUAGUCCCCGGGAUGCCUUCGCAUCCCCUCUUCCUUCAGGUGACUCGAGAGACCGCUGUGUUUCAGAAAAGGAUGUGACUUUCAGAAUAAUCCUGAGUGAGAAGGAUGUGUCCAGAUGUGCCUCUGCUGAAUGAUUACAAACAGGACUUCUUUCUGAAGCGCUUUCCACAGACUGUUCUUGGAGGCCCUCGACUCAAGUUAGGCUAUUGUGCCCCUCCUUACAUAUAUGUUAAUCAGAUUAUCCUUUUUUUGAUGCCAUGGGUUUUGGGUGGAAUAGGGACACUUUUGUACCAGUUAGGCAUCCUGGAAGACUAUUAUACAGCAGCACUUUCAGGUGGACUAAUGCUUUUCACUGCAUUUGUCAUCCAAUUCACAAGUUUAUAUGCCAGAAGCAGAUCGGUGACAGUGGAAAGAAUGCUGACCACAGAUAUCUUAGCAGAGGAAGAUGAGCAUGAAUUUACAAGUUGUGCUGGUGCUGAGACCAUCAAAUUUCUAAUUCCUGGCAAAAAACAUACAGCCAAUACCGUUUUUCAUUCUGUUCUUGCUGGCUUAAUGUGUGGUCUUGGAACAUGGUAUUUGCUCCCGAAUAGAAUAACCCUGCUGUAUGGCAGUGCAGGAGGCACUGUUGUACUAUUUGCCUUUGGAUGGAUGACAUUGUGUAUAGGAGAAUAUUCACUAAUUGUAAACACAGCUACAGAGACUGCAACUUUCCAAACCCAGGAUACUUAUGAAAUCACUCCUCUUAUGAGACCUCUUUAUAUUUUUUUCUUUGUUUCUAUAGAUCUUGCACACAGGUAAUAAGCUAUCAAAUACUUUAUAACUUUAUUUUUAAGCAUACAUAGUAAGAGCACUCUCCUUAAUAUUAAAAGAAAAGAAUGUAUGAAUUAAAAGUCAUCAAACCUUUGGGUGAUAGGUUGUUUUGAUGAAUAAUCUCAUAGGACUAAUCUUUGUUAAACAUUCAUCCUAAAACAGUAAUUAAAUCUUGUUGAAGAAUAAAAAGAAAACCCUUUAUAAGUUAAGGUAAAUAAGCAAAAUUUCAAUACUGUGUUUUACUUUAAAUAAGGAGCUAUGAAUCUGUAAGAUAGCCUGGGUGAAACCUGUGAAAUGAGAUGGAACUUUGCUGUGAAAGGAAAAUAGAGAAUUUAAAAUUUAUACACAUAAAUGUUAAUGCACAGAUUGAGUGGAUUUAAGAUGAAUAGAAUAACUUAUUUAAUUUUGUUAUCGUAAUUAUAUAGAAUAUUGAUUUUUUAAAAAAUCAAUUUGCUAUGGAAGAAAAGAAGAAAAUAGCAAUUUUAAACAAAAUUAUUUGAUGACUUCUUUUGCUUGCCUUUUCUAAAUCUAACAUUUCUUUCUCUGUUCCUAUAGAUUGCAGCUUUCUCUAUCACAGGUAGAAAUGUACAGGCACCACUUCAUGGACUGUUUGUACCACCCUCAUUCAUUUAUUAAAUCCCUAACCCCCAAUGUGGUGAUAUUUGGAGAUGGGGUCUUUGGGAGCUAAUUAGGAUAAUGAGAGUGGGGCCCUGGUAUGAUGGGAUUAGUACCCUUAUAGGAAGACACACUAAAGAGCCUGAUUUCUCCCUCCAACAUAUGAAAAUGAAAUGAGAAGGCAGCUGUCUUCAAGCCAGAAAGAGAGUUUUCACCAUACCCUGAUCAUGGUGGCACUCUAAUCUCAGACUUCCAGACUCCAGGUCUGUGAGAAAUAAAUUUCUGUUGUUUAAGUCACCCGACUCUAUGGUAUUUCAUUAUGAGCUGGCUAAGAUUUUGAUACCAAGAAGAUGGGGUGCACCCAUAACAAAUACCUAAAAGUGUAGAAGCGGCUUUGGAACUGGGUAAUGGGUAGAGGCUGGAAGAGUUUUGAAGUGUGUGCUAGAAAUGUGGACAUUAAAGGUAAUUCUGGUGAAGUCUCAAGACAGCAGUGAGAGCAUGUUAUUGGAAACUGGAGGAGAGGGCGAUCCUAGUCAUAAAGUGGCAAAGAACUUAGCUGAAUCAUUUUCUAAUAUUUUGUGAAAGGUAGAACUUGAGAGUGAUAAAUUUGGAUAUAUAGCCGAGGAGAUUUCUAAGCAAAGUGUUGAAUGAACAGCUUGAUUUCUCCUGACAGCUUAUAGUAAAAUAUAAAGGAGAGAGAUGAAUUGAAGAAGCAAUUGCUAAACAAAAUGGAACCAGAACUUGAAGAUUUGGGACAUUUUCAGUCUAUCCAUAUUGCAAAAAAUGAGAAAGCAUGUUCUGAAGGGAACACCAGGGGUGUGGCUGGACUGUCGCUCAGUGAAGAGUUUCUGGGAUUAUAAGAGCAGAAACACUUCCACUUUGAACUAAAGAUGUAAUGGAUGAAUGCUAUUAAAGUUAUUAAAUUUGACAGGACAGGGAUAUUAGAGCUAUUUGAUGGUGAACAUGGCACUUUUCUUAAGCACCAAAUGAUCCUAAAAGUGAUUCAGAGAUUAUCAGGUUUCAACAAGCUAGAAAGCCUCUUCUGGAAGCCUUGGGGCUGGUACUACCCUGCAGAGCUCUUGGGGUGGGACCCUGACCUAGAACUAUUUGGGUGACAUUGCUGCCCUGGGGGCCUGGAGGGCAGAGUAUGAAACCAAAGAGGAUUAUUCUACAACCUUAAAAUGUACUGGAAUUUGCCUUGCCAGAUGUUGGACUUUUUUGGGGACCUAUCACCCCGUCUUUCCUGUUUCUCCCUUUUGGAAUGGGAAUGUCCAUCCUUUGCCCGUCCCACCACUGUGUUUUGGAAGCACAUAACUUUUCUGGUUUCACAGGUUCACAGCUGGAGAGGAUUUUGCCUCAGGAUGGACUUUAGAGUUGAUGCUGGAAUGAGUUUAUGGUAAAUAUACCAGUUCUAGAACAAAUGAAUCAGAUUUUACACGUCUUGUUUAUAUUUUUACCCUUUCUGUGGGCACUCGGGACCCUACCCCCACCUGAUGCACUUUUCUUAUGGGCAAUGGAGCAGGUUUUAGAGUUUGGCCUUGGAGGCUCAUCUAUGUCAACCCACCUACGGUUGUUAAUAAUGUUCAUCAUUUCUACUGGAACAGCUGUAACAUCAUAUUUCAUUCCCAGCACUGUUGGUGUGGUUCUUUUCAUGACUGGACUUGGAUUCUUACUGAGUCUUAACCUAAGUGAGAUAGUUUUUGGCUUCAAACACAGUGUGACCGGACACAGAGUGGGAACCAAAUCUAAGGCUUUACCCAGUGGUUUGGAAAAACAGUUUACUUGGAAGGAAUACCUUUUCUACAGCAUUGUAUUAGUCUUGGCUCUCUUAGAAACUGGUUUGUUGCAUCACUUUGCUGAUUUCUCACAGAUUUCCAAAGACAGUCCCCAGGCUAUUGUUGGCUAUAUUUUGAUGAUAUUAUUUAUAAUACUAUGGAUACUUAAAGAAAUUCAAAGUGUCUAUAUAUUUGGAAUUUUCCGGAACCCUAUCUAUCCAAAGCAUGCACAGACUGUGACUUUAUUCCUAGAGAAGCAAACAAAGCUCACGAAGAUUGGCAUUGUCAGACGGAUUUUGAUAAAUCUAGUGUCACCUUUUGCUAUGAUAGCAUUUCUUUCAUUGGACAGUUCCUUACAAGGACUCCACUCUGUGUCUGUCUCCAUUGGAUUCACAAGAGCUUUUAGAAUGGUAUGGCAGAAUACAGAAAAUGCUUUAUUGGAGACAGUCAUUGUAUCAGCAGUGCACUUGUUGAUCUCCAAUACAGACAUAUGGUGGAACAGAAACCUGGAUACAGGAAUCAGACUCUUACUGGUUGGCAUCAUGCGUGAUCGUCUGAUUCAAUUCAUCUCUAAAUUGCAGUUUGCUGUGACCGUACUCUUGGCAUCAUGGACAGAGAAAAAACGUAGAAAAUCAACCACGACUUUAUGUGUACUCAACAUUGUCUUCUCUCCAUUCGUGUUGGUCUUCAUAGUUUUUUCUACACUACUCUCUUCUCCCUUACUCCCCCUCUUCACUCUUCCUUUGUUCUUGGUGGGGUUUCCUCGACCUAUUCAGAGUUGGCCAGGAGUUGUGGGCACCACAGCCUGUGUGUGUGCAGAUACAGUGUACUACUACCAGAUGGUCCCGAGUUUGAACACUGCCCUGCAGUCUGCAGUGGCAGCUGGAAGUUUAGGUCUCCUCUUACCUGGGUCUCAUUACUUGGGCCGUUUUCAGGAUCGUUUAAUAUGGAUAAUGAUUCUAGAAUGUGGCUAUACUUAUUGCUGUAUUAACAUUAAGGGGUUAGAAUUGCAAGAGACAUCCUGUCAUACUGCUGAAGCUCGAAGAGUUGACGAAGUUUUUGAAGGUGCCUUUGAACAAGAAGAAUAUGCAAGAGUAUGUUCCAUUAAUGAACACUUUGGAAAUGUCUUGACACCCUGUACUGUUUUGCCUGUGAAACUCUAUUCUGAUGCCAGGAAUGUCCUGUCUGGCAUAAUUGAUUCCCAUGACAACUUAAAAGAAUUUAAAGGUGACCUUGUUAAAGUGCUUGUGUGGAUACUUCUUCAGUACUGUUCCAGAAGGUCCAACAUGCAGGAAAAUGUUCACAAAACUGAAAAUAAAGGAAAAGCAUCUCUAAUAAUCCUGCCUCCUUUGAAUACUUCACCACAAACCGAAUCCCCAGAAGACACAGAUAAUUUAAAUUCAGAAAAUUUGGAUGACUGGUCUGAUGAUGUUUUUGGUGAAGAGCCAACUAUCAAAAAAGGAAAAGAAGAAAAAGAUCAGUUGGAAGUUUUGCCAGGUAUAAAUUUGCCUAUUCCAGGAUUAGUGGAAUCACAGAGGGUUGAUAAACAUUCUACAGGCACAGUUACUGAAAAUAGUCUUUACCAAGCAGUUGCAUUGGGAUACCCUGCUACUGACAAAGGAAAACAAGAAGCCAUGGCAUACAUCCCUCUCAUGGAGUUCAGUUGUUCUCAUUCUCACUUGUUAAGCUUACCUGAAGAGUGGAUAUCUAAUUGUUUGCCUAAUUCCAAAGUGAAGGAGAUGAGCUCAUUAUUUCCAGAAGACUGGUACCACUUUGUUUUAAGGCAGUUAGAAUGUUUUCAUUCAGAAGAAAAUGCCUCAAAUGUAGUGGAAGAAAUUGCAAAGGACAGAGUUUUAAAAGACUUUUAUGUUCAUGCAGUAAUGACUUGUUAUUUUAGUUUGUUUGGAGUAGACAAUAUGAUUCCUAGUCCUGGUCAUAUAUUGAGAGUCUACAGUGGUGUUUUCCCUUGGUCUCUUGCCUUGGAUUGGCUCACAGAAAAGCCAGAACUGUUCCAACUAGCCCUAAAAGCUUUCAGGUAUACUCUGAAACUAAUGAUUGAUAAAGCGAGUUUAGGUCCAAUAGAAGACUUUAAAGAGCUGACUAACUGCCUUGAAGAAUAUGAAAGUGACUGGUACAUUGGUUCGGUAUCUGAUGAAAAGUGGAAGGAAGCAAUUUUACAAGAAAAACCAUACUUGUUUUCUCUGGGGUAUGAUCCUAAUAUGGGAGUUUACACUGGGAGAGUACUUACCCUUCAAGAAUUAUUGAUCCAAGUUGGGAAGUUAAAUGCUGAAGCUGUUAGAGGUCAGUGGGCCAAUCUUUCAUGGGAAUUGCUUUAUGCCACCAAUGAUGAUGAGGAACGUUAUAGUAUACAAGCUCAUCCACUACUUUUAAGAAACCUUACAGUACAAGCGGCUGAUCCUCCCCUGGGAUAUCCAAUUUAUUCUUCAAAACCUCUCCAUAUACAUUUGUUUUAGAGCCCAUUUUAACUUGUAUUGUGAGCAAAUGAGAUAUCUAGAAAAUUAACAAUAUGAUUCCUCAUAACUUCACUGGACUUCUCUCUCUCCUCCCACAAGUCAGAUGCCUAAGAAAAGCUAAACUCUACAAAGUUGAUUCUCUUAGGUAUCUUAAUGGUUUAAACCAACAACUUUAUGUCUAACAUAAAAGUUAAAAUUAGUCGGCCAAUAUUUGUGCCCUAUUGAGUGUGGUAGGCUUUGGUAAAUACAAAACAUUUGUGUAAGAUUAUAUAAUGAAUUUUUUAAUGCUUUCUUAAAUGUGUGAUAAGUGACUUGCCUUAGAGAAGUCAACAACUGUGUAAUUUUUACAUGCUUAAAAGAUACACAUAUCAGUGUUUUUAAGUCAAGAUAAUGGAUCCUACUGAAGCUUAAAAAAUGUAUAUAUAUUUAUUUGAAAUAUUAAAUUUUAUAGUAUUUUCAGGGCUUCCCUGGUGGCGCAGUGGUUGAGAGUCCACCUGCCGAUGCAGGGGACACGGGUUCAUGCCCCAGUCCGGGAAGAUCCCACGUGCUGUGGAGCGGCUAGGCCCGUGAGCCAUGGCCACUGAGCCUGUGUGUCUGGAGCCUGUGCUCCGCAACGGGAGAGGCCACAACAGUGAGAGAGGCCCGCGUACCGCAAAAAAAAAAAAAAAAAAUUAUAGUAUUUUCAAUCUUUGUGCUAUUUUAAUAUUUAACAUGGUCUGUUUCAUAUAAUCUAUUCAUUUUCUUUUCAUAUACUUCAAUUCAGAAACCUUAAAAAUUUUCAAUAAAAUAUCUUCCAAAAAAAUCUUUUUUUUUCCAAGUAUCCUUUUGAUAUGUUUGAAAGGAAAAGUUCAUCCCAUUCAUCAUGUGAAUACUCACAGGAUUAGCAACAUUAAGGUAAUUGAUUAUGACUGUUAGAGGCCAUUCUGUAGAUCUGGCUCCUUAUGCAUUUCUUUUCAACUGAAUAUACUGCUUCUGAAGAAUGACUUAUCCGGUAGGACUACCAGUUACUAGUGUCUUAAGGUGUUUGAACUAAAGGCAGAAAGAGAUGGGAGAAAAUUUUUCAUAAUGUGAUCAGGCUUUUAUUUUCACUCUUUUGCUGCUUAGAACUUUUCACAGGUACUUAUAAGGAGGAUGAACAAUGAAUCUGCAUCAUUUGGGACAUGAAUUUCCUCUACACCUUAUUUAUUUCUGUCUAUAGUACCCAUUAUUUAAUCUGUAGUAGUCUCCUGAGUAGGUAGUACAGUAAUACAUUCUCUUUAGUAAUGAUUGAAAUUACUUGAAAUGUACCAAUUAGGUUUUUAUUACUAUUAUUCCUUUAUUAAGUGGAACAGUUCAAUACAGCAGUGUUAAAGGAUAGCUUUUUGGACUAAUUUCAAUUAAUGAAUUCACGAGUCUUGUGUUAAGUCAUUUUGGGGGAAGCAAUAUAGUAUAGUUAAUAAGAUAAGGUUUGGUGUUACAUCUGAGUUCAGAUCUCAGGCUUAUGAUUUAUGUAACUGAGAUUUAUUAGCUGGAAAAUUAUAUACCUUUUUUGUCACCUAGGGAAAUUUUCUCAUAUCAUUAAAAACACUAUCAGUUUUAAUGACUGUAUAACAUUGAUAGAUAUGACAAAUUAUUAGACUGUCCCCCAAAUAAUGGGCAUUUUAAGUUGUUUAAAGAUUUUCAGUAUUAUAAUAGUGCCAAGCCAUGCUUUCCCUUUACCAUGAAUUUUUCUCAAACUGCUGCCAUGUCCCUCCAUUUCUUUUCAUGGCCAAGUUUCCUCAUCUUCAUUCACUUGUCAAAACAUUCCAGUGUGGCCAUCUCUACUAUCCCCCAAAAUGAAGAAAGUUUUUAUUAAAGUCAUUAUUUACCUUCAUAUUGUCAAACCAACUACAGCUGGCCCUUGAACAACGUGGGUUUGAACUGUGCAGGUCCACUUGUACAUGGAUUUUUUCAGGAGUAAAUACUAAGAUACAAAGUCGAUUGAAUCCACAGAUAAGGAGGAACCAUGGAUACAGAGGGCCCACUAUAAAUUAUAUGCAGAUUAAAACCCCAGCACUAUUUGAGGGUCAACUAUAGUUACUUUUAUGUUCUCGUCUUAUUUGUCCUCUAAGUAGCAUUUGACACAUUUGACAACUCCUUGAAUUUUUUUCUUUUGGGCUUCCCUAACACAACAUUAUCUUCAUUUUCUUCCUGUCUCCCUGACUACUUCUCAAUCACCUUUGCUGCUUUUCCUUUUCUACCUGACGUCUAAAUUUUGGAAUUUCUUAACAGGCCCCCUCUUCUUAUUCUACGUUUCACCAUAGACAAUCAAUCUCAUUCACUCCCAAGACCUAAAAUAUUAUCAAUAAGUUGAUGUUCAAAUACAUGUACUCAACCUCUCUUCUUAGCACUGAACCUGUAUAUGUAACUAUUUCCAUCUCAUAUAUUCAGAAUAUCUGACCUGAUUGAACUUGCCCUAAAACCAGCUUUUCUGACUUCUACCUUAGUAGUGCCUAGGUAAUUCACAUGAGACAUCUCACGGAGAAUUACGAAAGCUAGGCAAAAUAAUAUUUUUAAGUCUGUUUAAAGGUAUCAGAGAACCAAUAAGACAGUGAAGAAUUAUAUCACCAACCAAGAUCCAAGGCAAAAUAAAACUUAAGAGACCUGACCUCAGCAUUUGAGCUGCUUUUCUUCUAGGAACAUUUGCCAAUUAAGGAAGAGGUGGCUGAGAUUAACUAACACUUUUGGCAGACUUGCUACUAAGUUAGAGGGUUAAAAAAUGGAGUCCAGGGCUCUCCAAAGAAGGAGGGUGAACAAAAAAAAUAGAUGGUUUCAAUCUUUUUAAUCCCUAAAACUGGAUUAAGGUGACCCUGGAUUUGUAGUGUACCUAGCUACUACCCAGAGCAAAUGUACAUCUUCUCUGGACCUUUUAUUUUUAUAAUUUUUCAUAUUUAUGUUGGACAGUCUAAAAUAAAGCACCUGAAGAGAUAAGACAACAUGAGCAAAAUCCAAGAGAAACAACAGACAAUAGGAACAAACUCACAGGGGUUUAUAACUGGAGGCUUUUUCCUCUUAAUCCCCUUCACCUGUUUUGCCCCCUACCCCACAAUAAUCACCCA